Molecule: messenger RNA, 1795 nt
Organism: Erythranthe guttata (spotted monkey flower)
Lineage: Eukaryota; Viridiplantae; Streptophyta; Magnoliopsida; Lamiales; Phrymaceae
Gene: CAK1AT
Product: CDK-activating kinase 1AT
Biological process (GO): protein phosphorylation
Cellular component (GO): nucleus
Molecular function (GO): ATP binding; protein serine/threonine kinase activity
Source: RefSeq, a predicted model, not a curated record
AUGGAAUUGUAAUAAUAAAAAAUAAAGAAGAUGGAGAAACAGCAGGCACCAUCAAAGAGCUGGAGCAUCUAUAGCCGCAGUGAGAUCACCUCAAAGUAUGAAAUAUCGGGGCGCGUGGGGUCCGGUGCAUACUCCGACGUGUACAAAGCCCGGCGACGCUCCGAUUCGGUGAUGGUGGCCCUGAAAGAAGUCCAUGAUUACCAAUCGGCAUUCAGAGAAAUUGAGGCACUUGAAACCCUAAAGAACAGCCCGAACAUCGUAGUCCUCCACGAGUACUUCUGGAGCGAGGAUGAAGGCGCCGUAUUGGUGCUCGAGUACUUACCCACCGAUUUGGCCGCCGUCGUAAAGUCCGCCGCCAACAAGGAUGGGAUCAUCAGUGUUGGUGAGGUUAAGCGAUGGAUUGACCAGAUUCUCCGCGGCGUUGACUCCUGCCACCGUAAUUCGAUUGUUCAUAGGGAUUUGAAGCCCUCUAAUUUGCUGAUUUCUUCUGAUGGGGUUCUCAAAAUUGCUGAUUUUGGGCAGGCUAGGAUACUUAUCGCACCUCAAUUUACGGGCAACAGUCAUACGUAUAAUCAGUUUGAUGAGCAGCUUUCUUCAGAUCCAGCACCCGAAGUUGAUCCAACGGUAGACAGUAGUCAAUUCAUCCAAGAGCACGCAGAACAACUGCACAGAGAAAAAUACAUUUUAGAGCCGGUUGAUAACAUGAGAACCAACGACUUCACAAACGAUAUCGAUGAAGAGAGUGUAACUCACGAUGGGGCAGCUUCUUGUGUUGCCACCUGUACCACUAGUGAUCUAGAGGAUCCUUUUCAACAGUCUUGUUACUCUUAUGAAUCUGAGGUGGUCGGGAUUGAUGGGAAUGGUUCUCUUACAUCGUGUGUUGGUACACGCUGGUUUAGAGCACCUGAGCUACUUUACGGGUCCACAAGUUAUGGUCUCGAGAUUGAUCUUUGGUCACUUGGUUGUAUUUUUGCAGAGCUUUUCAGCCUCGAACCCAUUUUUCCAGGGAAUUCAGAUAUUGACCAGUUGGGUCGAAUCUUUAGCAUUUUGGGGAACUUGACAGAGGAAGUUUGGCCUGGUUGCGUACAACUUCCUGAUUAUAAGAUAAUUUCAUUUGGUAAAGUAGAAAAGCCGAUUGGUUUGGAAGCGUGUCUUGGGAAUCGAUCUUCUGAUGAGGUACUUGUUGUAAAAAAGCUAUUGUGUUUCGAUCCUGUGAGUAGGGCUACUGCAGUGGAGUUGCUUAAUGGCAAGUAUUUGAAUGAAGAGCCUUUUCCAGUUCCUUUAUCUGAGUUGAGAAUCCCUUGUAAAGAUGACGAGGAUUCCUCUGUUGAGUGGAAUGAUUAUAAUAAGGAUUUUGGAUCCGAUUCUGAUUUUGAUGAAUUUGGUUCUUCGCACCUCACCACCACAGAAAAUGGAUUUUCGAUCCGGUUCUCAUGAUUUGGUGGAGUUGGGAAAACGAGAGCCAGUAUUUUGCAAUAUGCAAGAAUUGAGUGACAAAACAUACAUAUUUAUGUUUGUCACCAUGCCUGAGUAAUUAAUUACUUGAGAAAGGAGCAAAUGUGGUAAUGCCAUUGAAACUCAAUACUAUUAUUUAUUUGUUAUGUCUGUGUAUGGGCAUGGGUUUCUUAUCUGUGUUGUAUCAUGUACAAUUGAUCUGAACAAUUUUGUGUAAUUGUCUUCAUUUAGUUUCGUUUUGUAAGAGAGAGUUCAAAAGGCGCUAAUCAGAGACUGGCUGUUUCGGCGUUGAUGAAUUCAGUAAAUCCGAUUUCGUGUCAAUCAAAAUAAACAUUUUCUA